This is a messenger RNA of Rosa rugosa (rugosa rose), 1588 nucleotides long. RefSeq names its product WUSCHEL-related homeobox 8-like. The record is from RefSeq and is a predicted model, not a curated record. Gene Ontology annotation, molecular function: DNA binding; DNA-binding transcription factor activity. Lineage: Eukaryota; Viridiplantae; Streptophyta; Magnoliopsida; Rosales; Rosaceae. The transcript has 4 exons. The coding region runs from base 158 to 733 and encodes 191 amino acids.
AAACACCACGGACUCGAAUUACGCCUCUCCUUCUACCUUUUUGGUACUUUCCUCAACAUUACUUGCAUUCUACAUUUCUCUCGCUCUUUAUAUAAAUAGAGACUCAAUUCAGACGCAUAGAAAAUGGGUUUCUAAGUAAGGUGAAGCAAAAGCGAGAAUGGAGGGGCAGAGAAGAGUGUUGGCAAUGAAAAUGGAGAAGCUGAAGACUCAGAACCCAGAUGGGUUUUGCAGGAAGGUCAUGACGGACGACCAAGUCGAGCAACUCCGGAAACAGAUCGCCGUCUACGCCGUCAUCUGUGAGCAGCUUGUUGAUAUGCACAAGGCCUUCACUGCCCAACAGGAUCUUUCUGGAGCGAAGAUGGGAAGUGUGUAUGGCGAUUUGAUGGCAUCUGGUGGCAGCAAGGUAACUGCAAGGCAGCGGUGGACGCCAACAAGUUUGCAACUUGAAAUCCUUGAGCGUAUCUAUGAUGAAGCCAAUGGAACUCCAGGAAAGCACAGGGUCAAAGAGAUUACCAUAGAACUCUCACAACAUGGCCAAGUUACCGAAACUAAUGUUUACAAUUGGUUCCAGAACAGAAGAGCUCGUUCAAAGAGAAAGCAAUCGGUGCCAGCACGGAACAUUACAGAAUCAGAUCUAGAGCCCGAAGUUAUUUCUCCCAAGGAUAAGAAGACAAAACCGGAAGACAUGUACUUUCAAAGUCCUGAUUCAGGAUAUGAGAAUCUCAAAUGGUAAUGUGGAAGUUUGACCAAGGAGGAAUAAAUUUCUACCAUACUUUUCAAGGAUCACAUUUUUAAGGAGUUUGAUUAUGCAUCCAUGAUAAACUGUUCAAUGUUUCCUCAAGAGCUUGAGCCUCAUGUAGAGUCUCCAAAGAUCCUUGAAAAUGAGGUGGGUGAACAGCUGAUGGCCCCGCAAAAGAUUGCCACAGUGAAGAUGGAAAUGGUAGCUGAUGAUGAUGAGAAGAUGAGAAUGUACGAGAGAGCACGAAUGGUUGUUGAGGCUUGUGACAGGGAACUUCUGGAAAAGACCAGGAAAUAUGUAGAACUAAUGCUGGAGAAGCACAAAAAGAAGAUGCAAGUCCAACAGCUGGAGAAGAUUGUGAGGCUUAAACUUGCAGAGGCUGAUAUGUUCCAACUCAAGGCCAAUGAGGCAAAACAAGAGGUGCUGAGGCUCCAGAAGAUUGCUCUUGUGUCGGAAGAAGAAUAUGCUAACAGCUACCUGAAACAACAAUUGAGGGAAGCCGCGGCAGAGAAGCAGUAUCUAAUUGAGAAGAUUAGACUCGAAGAACAUUCACAGGCAUCCAACAACUGUGGUGGUGGUGGUCCUGCUCAGACAUUGAUUCAUUCGAAAAUGGAUGAUCUACUUUACGGUGACACUCCUAAGACGGAGUUUAAUUGGUAAUGCUUUCUAGUAUGUUCUGCAGUUGUUUGUCUUGAUUGUUACUUGCUUUGAUGAUCUAGUAUGAAUGUGGUGACUCUUGUUUAAUGACUUGUAGGAAUAUUUAUGAUUUCUAAAAAGAACAUUGAUCAACUAUUCAAAUAAUGAAGGUGAUGAAAAUGCCAAAUGAGUUCAGGAAUCUUGUUUGAAAUA